Messenger RNA from Vicia villosa (hairy vetch), 11303 nucleotides. RefSeq names its product alpha carbonic anhydrase 1, chloroplastic-like. Gene Ontology annotation, biological process: DNA integration. Gene Ontology annotation, molecular function: RNA-DNA hybrid ribonuclease activity; carbonate dehydratase activity; nucleic acid binding. The record is from RefSeq and is a predicted model, not a curated record. Bases 3850 to 8544 code for a protein of 1564 amino acids. The transcript is spliced from 4 exons. Lineage: Eukaryota; Viridiplantae; Streptophyta; Magnoliopsida; Fabales; Fabaceae.
UUGAGAGUUAUCUAUUCUUCUAAGAGCACCUUUUUAGGAUUGAGAUCAAAGUAUUCUGUUUUUUGUCUUAAUCAAAAUGCAUUAUUGACAUUUCUUAUUCCUCGUAUGAUAAGAAUUUAUAAUAAACUUAGAAAACUCUCAAACUAAUUGUCCUUUAUUUACUGAAAUAAUUGUAUUAAUUUAUCUGUAAAAUGACUUUAAAAAUCUUGUAUCAAGGUCUCUCUUAAUUUGUUGCAUUUAUAUAAAUAAAUUAUUGAGAAAUUCUAUGGUGCAGUUGCCAAUUUGACUUCAGUGGUGAAGUCACUGCCUGACCAAUCAGAAUUAAGCCCUAAGCCCUAAUAGUGCCACAUAGGACUGAAGCAUUAAAUGAUUCUUAUUGUCACUUACUGUGGUAAUUUUAUAGUUUGUAUAUUGCAACUUAGUCCCUAACAUAUUAAUAUUGUUUUUAAAAUGUAAUGUUUAUAAAAAUAUCAAUUAAAAUAAAAUAAAUUAUAUCCACAUCUUCCUCACUUCAUCAUCACCGUAUUUACUUUCUCUUUUCACACUGAAACACAGAAAUCCCCCACCUCAAGAACCCUAAUCCCUAAUCGCCAUCAUCUCACAGCGUAAUUCUCGAAUUCCACAUCCACCGUCAAUGAUUCCUCACAAUCCAAACCACCUCCACCCUCUGAUUCCACCACUCAUCACAACCCGAACCGCCACCAAUCCAUCAAUUCCCAAAUCACUGCCACCGUCCCAUUCCGCCAUCAAUUGUCCUCGACUUGAUUCAGUACAUAUUGUAUGGAGUGAACCCGAUCCUCCAUCAGAAAGUCUUCUAAAAUUUCUGCACCAAGCUGUAAAAUCCAAGUGUAGAGACGGAUAAUAUGUGAAGCUGAGGUUUGAUAUCAACAAAGAAGACAGUUUGAACAACAGAUUUAAAGAAAUUACAGAUUUGGAGACUGAUGUUGUCUUUUCUAUUGACGAUGAUGUCAUAUUUCCUUGCUCUUCGGUUGAAUUUGCAUUUGAUGUUUGGCAAAGUGCGCCAGAUGCAAUGGUGGGGUUUGUACCUCGUGUACAUUGGGUGGAUUCAUUGGUAUGGUUUUUUUUUUACUUGAUGAUUGUCCAUUAUCCUUUAUAAUUUGGUUGCUCGAUAUUUCUUUUACGCCGCUGCUUUGUAUAUCACAUGUGUAAUUUUGUUUCUAAAGCUGACCCUCAUCGUAAUCUGGGGGGACAUAAGCUACUAGUCAUGUUUGAUGCAUCUUUAAACCUGAUGUGAACUUACGAUUAAUGUCUGUUAGGUUUGGUAUAUCUUUUUUUCCAUGAUUAGUUCAGAGAGAUGAAAAAUAUCCAAAAAAACUCGUAAGUCUAAUCUUUUAAGUUAUUCAAUGUUCUUGGAGAAUGGUGAAGACAACAAGUUUAGAUAUGGUGGAUGGUGGUUUGUGUGGUGGACGGGUACAUAUAGCAUGGUGCUCUCCAAGGCAGCAUUCUUUCACAAAAAGUAUUUCAGUCUCUACACAAAUGAGAUGCCAUCAUCGAUUUGAGAAUAUGUAACUAAGAACAGGAAUUGUGAAGAUAUUGCAAUGUCUUUUCUUGUCGCAAAUGCAAUUGGUGCACCCCCUUUAUGGGUUAAAGGCAAAAUAUAUGAGAUUGGAUUGACAGGAAUUAAUAGUUUGGGAGGUCAUAGUAUACGAAGAUCAGAGUGUGUCAACAUAUUUACCGCCGAGUUUGGGCGGAUGCCCUUGGUAUAUACUUCACGAACAACCAACACCGUCCAUGAAACACCGCCGCCGUCCAUCGUCCACCAUUCAACCAUGAACCACCACCGAUGAUACAUCACUUCCACUAGGAAAAAACAUCCUCUUGGAGAGUGCAGUCUACUACUAGUCUACAAAUGUUAAAUGAACUGAUUUUGCAGAGUGUAUACAUGGAGAAUUUUGUAAAGCUUGAUGUUCUGGACUGGGCCAAGGUUAGGCCCAAUAUGAUUUUCGGCCCAAUAAACCUCAGAGGCCCACGUUCCUCUACGACCCUCCUACGCACCUAGGAUGUCCACCUUAGGCAUGCUCGGCUGCCCUAUAUCCCCGGAGCAUAUGGCACCCGACAUGCUCGGCUCUAACGACCCCGCAAACACCUUCGUUGCCGAGGACUCUGCUCCACACAGGGUUCCUUCAUAUUCAACCCUCCGAACAACUCGGAUUCCACGUGGCUCUCGAAAGACCGCGUCUCCCUGGAACUUCGGAGCGGUUAACCAGGACAGAGGGCAUACACGCACCUCCGAUAUUUCCGCUCAGGAAACCUGGCAGUCUCCUAGUUGGGCUUGGGGAUCCAACCCAAUAGCGAGAUCAUGGCCCAGCGCUGGGGGCUAUAUAUACCCUCUUUGAUUAGAGGGUCAGGUAUUCAAUUCUCUUCUAACCUUAGCUAGUACUUGCUCUCCUUUGCUCUUCUACUUACUUUGGCAUCGGAGUACCUUGCAGGUACACCCCCCCUCUCACUUCACGAAGACCCAGCAUCCGCGCAGGCCUUGACGACCCUUCUGAUCAGGUACGAUCAGUGGCGCCGUCUGUGGGAAACAAGCUCCCCCUUCUUUAAAAAAAAAACAAAGAUCAAAGCUAAUCCAUCCUUCGAUCGUCAUGGCCGGCAACAACAACAACACUGUCCUCGUCCCAACCCCCGAUCCUUUCCGUCUCACGGAAAUGAUCGAGGAAUCCAACCCGGCUCUACAUCGACGGGGAGGACGACGGCGCUCUGCUGAAGGGAAUGGGAGGUCAGGUCAUGAGACCCCCCAAUCCAUCAGAAGACCACCGCCUCAGCACGUCGAGCAGGCUCAGAAUGACGAGGCCGAGCAGCUCCAACCUCAGAACAACGGAGAGGAAACAGCUCGGAACGAUCGGAACGCCGAGUUGAUCCCAACCCAGCCUGAACAACCGCUGACUCGCGUCCACCACGAGACUGACCACAGGGACGGGCAGACUGCCUCCUCCUCCACCCAUUCCCUUGAGAGACCGAGAACUCACCAUCGGCAAACUCGGGAUGCUACAGAUGCCCGUGGGGAAACCGACCCCUCAACCCUCGUCAUCCUCAAAGAGUUGCAGCGGACCAACCGCCUCAUCCGACUCCAGGGCGAACGGAUUGAGAAACUGGAGAAGAGGCAUCGUCACCGCUCUCCCCCGCGGAGGCACCGUCGAUCGCGUUCCUCCUCUUCGCGCUCCCCGCCUAGGAGGAUUCGCCGACGCUCACCAUCCUCCUCUCGAUCUCGACCGAAAAGAUCCCGCCGCCAGAGGUCCUACUCGCGCUCCCCUCUGCGAAAGAGCAGGAAAAAUCGGAGGCCUGAGCCCGCAGAGGAGGAGAGCCCUUCUCCCGACAGAGAGGAAAGAAGGCUCGCCAGGAAAGGGAGGAAACCUCGCAAGGAGGAACCCGCCCGGCGUAACACACGCUCGAUCUCUCCGAGUGCCAGCGACGAGGAGGAAUUCCGCAGCCCCUUAUCUGAAAGCAUUAGAAGGGCCCGCCUUCCCCGGGGAAUGGAAAAACCCCCGACUUUGGAUGCGUACGACCGGACUACAGAUUCCGACGAUCACAUCAGAAACCUGGAGGCCGUCAUGGAGUAUCACGUCGUCCACGGCUCCAUCAAAUGUCGGAUCUUCCCGACCACGCUCCGGAAAGGGGCAAUGACCUGGUACAGGAAUCUCCCUCCUAACUCCAUCACGUCUUGGGCCGAGCUCAAGGAACUCUUUUCUGAGUCACUUCACUGCUUCCCGCCGUCAACCGAAAUCAGAGGCAAACCUCGAAGCUGUAGUCCAAGGGACCAACGAGCCUCUCCGAGACUACCUCGACAGAUUCAACAAGGAGGCCGUCCAAGUGGAGACGACCGACUACAUGAAAAGGUAUCUCCUCGAGCGAGGGCUCCUCCCCGGCAGCGAAUUCAGGAAAGCGAUAAAGAUCGAAAAAAUGCGAUCUAUGAACGCCAUCUUGAAAAGGGCGCAGGCUUUCAUCUCCUUCGAGGAGGGCGAAGCGGCCGCAGUCAAAGCAUCAAGGGGAAAUGGCGUUACUCGGAGCUCGAGCCAAGACCCGUCCGCCGCGCCCCGAGCAAACGAGAGAAAGAGGGACGACAGUUCCCGCGACACAAAGGAGCGCAGAGGGCCAGCAGGGCGCUUCAACAACUAUACCCCCUUGAAAGUUUCACGGGAGAAGAUCCUGGCCGAGUGCAUAAACGCCGAAUUCAGAAACUCCAACAUCAGGCCCCCAAAGCCGAAUCCCUCCCGGUCGGGGACCGACAAGUCCAAAUACUGCAAGUAUCACAAGAGCCACGGGCACCUGACGGAUGAGUGCAUACACCUGAAGGACGCCAUCGAGACACUGAUCAAAGAGGGUCACCUUUCUAAGUACACAAAGAGAGGAGACCCUCCCAGAAGGAAUGACCGUCGGAGCUCCGACGAGGGCAACUCCCCGAAUGCCAGGCCGCUGCAGGUGGCGUUAUCCGUCACCCGACCAGAAGACUUCAUACCCUCGGUCGGAGUGACAUCUGCCCUCAGUGUCUGGGAAGGGUUCCCGACAGCAAUGCUGAUAUCCAACGGCGGGGACCCUGGCUCCCUCACAAUCGGCUCCGUGAAAAGGAAGUUCGACGAGUUGAUCAGCGCCACCACGGACCUGACCCCGACCCUGAGGAGGUUCAAAGGGAGGUCAGAGCCGAUCACUUUCUACUUGGAGGAGCUACCCGGCGGCGCCCCGAACGCCACAAUCCCACUGCUCGUGCGAGCAAGGAUGGCGAACUUCGACGUCCGACGGGUCCUGGUCGACGAGGGAAGCUCGGUCGACAUCAUGUACUCCCACCUCUUCCAAACCCUACAGCUGGACGACUCACAUCUCACUCCUUACAUGGGAUCCGACCUCCAAGGAUUCAACGGAACAACCACAAAGCCGUGGGGUUACGUCGAACUGCUCGUCUCCUUCGGGGAGGGGGAAGCUUCCAGGCAAGUCAAGACACGGUUCUUGGUGAUAAACUGCAAGACCCUCUACAACUGCAUCAUCGGGCGCCCCACUUUGGCCGAACUCACUGCCGUUCCCUCAACCGUUCAUCUGAAGAUGAAGUUCUAUACGAAGAGGGGACGAGUAGUCACUGUCAAUGCCGACAUCGAAGCUGCUAGGAGGAUAUUCGACGCAUCGGUAAAGGGACUGGAGCUAAUCGCCCCACCCUCCAGCUCCAACAAAAAACCAAGGGCUGAAGAUAAAUCCCCUCCUGAAGAUCGGCAGACGACCACAGACGUCAGCUCAGUCGACCUCGACGCUCGGUUCACAGAAGAAGAGUUAAAGAACGGCGAAGAGCCACAACCGAAGACAGCUCACCCUAUCCGGCCCAUUCCAGACGGGGAUUUCGAGCUCAUUCCUCUGGGUGACAACCCCGACAAGGCUGUGAAGAUCGGCAAGGACAUCCCGGAUACACCGAGGAAGCAGCUCAUAGCUUGCCUGAGGAACAACGCCGACUUGUUCGCCUGGAGCGCAGCAGAGAUGCCCGGACUCGACCCUGAGGUCGCCUGCCACACGCUCUCCAUCAAUCCGACCGCAAAAGCAGUAGUUCAACGUAGGCGUCGGCAGUCUCCCGAGAAAGCGGAGGCUGCCGAGAAAGCUGUAAAAGACCUUCUAGAGGCAAAUUUUAUUUCCGAGGCCAAGUAUUCAACUUGGCUCUCAAACGUUGUACUAGUCAAAAAAUCUAAUGGAAAAUGGAGAAUGUGUGUUGAUUAUACUGAUGUUAACCGGGCAUGCCCCAAAGAUGCAUACCCAUUACCUAAUAUUGAUAGGCUGGUCGACAACUCGGCCGGCUAUAAAUUAUUGUCGUUUAUGGAUGCUUAUUCAGGAUACAAUCAAAUCCCCAUGGCGAGAUGCGACAAGCAGUGCACGGCGUUCAUGACCGAGUCGGGCAAUUAUUACUACAACGUAAUGCCCUUCGGACUCAAGAACGCCGGAGCCACAUACCAACGGAUGAUGAACAAGGUUUUCCGAGGAGAGAUCGGCGACACCCUCGAGGUAUACAUGGACGACAUGAUCGUCAAAUCUCGAGAAGAUGCCGACCACACGGCACAUCUUGAACGGGUGUUCGAGCAGGCCAGAUCCUGCAAGAUGCGUUUUAACCCAGAGAAGUGCACCUUCGGGGUACGGGCGGGCAAGUUCCUCGGAUUCUACCUAACCGAGCGAGGAAUAGAAGCCAACCCGGAUAAAUGCCAAGCGUUCUCGGAACUUCCUACCCCUAACAAUAAAAAAUCUAUCCAAGUACUAAACGGAAUGCUCACAGCACUAUCCCGCUUCGUCGCAAAAUCCGCCCAGCAUGCCCUCCCCUUUUUUAAGUUGCUUCGGAAAGAAGCGACCUUCGAAUGGUCCGAGGAGUGCGAACGGGCAUUAUCUCAUCUCAAACAGGUACUUUCCAAACCACCCGUCCUCUCCCGACCAGAUGGCAACGAGAUCCUAUAUCUCUACCUGGUUGUCUCAAACGAGGCGGCCAGCGCGGCCUUAAUCCGAGAAACAGAAGACGGACAGAAGCCCGUAUACUUCACGAGCAAAGCCCUACAAGGGCCCGAGGUGCGAUAUCAGCAGAUAGAGAAAGUCGCGUUGGCCCUAAUAACGGCCGCCAGGAGGCUGAGAUACUAUUUCCUCGCCCAUACCAUUGUCGUUCGGACAGACCAACCCAUCAAGCAACUCCUCAGCCGACCAGACAUGGCCGGGAGGAUGCUAAGAUGGUCCCUCGAGCUAUCCGAAUUCGAUAUCCAAUACGAGGGAAGAAAGGCGCUUAAAGCUCAGGCGCUCGCCGAUUUCAUUGCCGAGAUGACCUCAAUUUCUAGCUUCCCGGCUCCCGCCGAAAACAAAUGGACCAUCUACGUAGAUGGAGCCUCGAGCAACUCGGGAAGCGGAGCCGGAAUAAUCCUAGAAAACGACGAGGGGCUCGUCAUCGAAGUAUCCCUGGUCUUAUCCUUCACCACGUCAAACAACCAGGCCGAAUACGAGGCUCUCCUGGCAGGCCUGCGCCUCGCCGAGGACGUAGGUGCUCGCGAAGUCAUGAUCUAUACUGACUCCCAGCUCGUCGCAUCCCAAGUCAGCGGCGAUUACCAAGCCAAAAACGACAUACUAGCCGAAUACCUCAUGCUCGUCAAAGAAAAAAUGAAAAGAUUCGCCAAAGCGGAGGUCGAGCAUAUUCCCCGGGAACAUAACUCACGCGCCGACAUAUUAUCCAAACUCGCCAGCACAAGGAAAAAGGGUGGAAACAAGUCGGUGAUCCAGGAAAUCCUGUCCAAGCCGAGCAUAGACAAAAGCGCCCAAACUCCACAAGUAUUCGCUAUCGGGGACGACCACUGCUGGAUGACCCCGGUAUACAACUUCCUCACGAAAGACGAACUUCCCGCCGACCCAAAGGAAGCUUCAGCCAUUAAAAGGCGAGCCUGCUCGUACACUAUCAUCGAAAACAAAUUAUACCGACGAGGCUUCUCCAUUCCUCUCCUUAAAUGUGUCGACGCCUCCCAAGCGCUCGAAAUACUCCAAGAGCUUCACGAAGGGAUCAACGGUCAACACCUCGGCGGCCGAUCACUAGCGAGGAAGGCCCUCAGGGCCGGCUACUAUUGGCCGACCAUGCAACAAGACGCCAAAGAACAUGUCCGUAAAUGCGAUAAAUGCCAGCGUCAUGCCGACAUGCACUUGGCUCCCCCCAACGAACUUAAAUCUCUAUCAUCACCUUGGCCCUUCUCCACCUGGGGAAUGGACCUCCUCGGACCAUUCCCGGUCGGCUCGUACCAAAAUAAAUAUCUCGUGGUAGCCGUCGAUUACUUCACGAAAUGGAUAGAAGCCGAGCCGCUUGCCAAGAUCACGUCUCAAAACGUGCUCCGUUUCUACAAACGAAACAUACUCGCCCGGUUCGGGGUUCCUCAGGCCAUAAUCACCGACAAUGGCACCCAGUUCACUGACAAAAAAUUCCAAGAGUUUGUGGCCAAGCUCGGCACGAAGCAACACUUCACCUCAGUCGAGCACCCUCAGAUGAACGGGCAAGCCGAGGCAGCCAACCGAGUCAUCCUCCGAGGACUAAAGAGAAGACUCGACGAAGCCAAAAAAGCUUGGGUCGAAGAACUACAUAGUGUACUUUGGGCGUAUAGGACAACCCCCCACUCGAGCACGGGCGAAACUCCGUUCAGGCUAACCUACGGUACCGAAGCCGUGAUCCCCGUGGAAAUCCGAGAACCUUCUCGGCGCACCGAGUCACCCCUCGAAGAGGAGCUCAACGACGAGGCUAUGAGAGAGGAGCUUGACAUGGUCGAGGAGAUCCGCACAGGAUCUUCCCUCCGAGAAGCAAAAUUAAAACAACAAAUAGCUCUCCGCUACAACACCAAAGUUAUCAAGCGCGGAUUCGAAGUCGGCGCCCUAGUGCACCGCAGAAAUAUGAAGGAUUCGCGCGACGGCAAACUAGCCCCAAACUGGGAAGGCCCGUACCGAGUUUACGAUAAAACAGAGAACGACGCCUACUACCUCGAGGAUCUCCUCGGAGUAAAACUUGCUCGGCCCUGGAACGCUGAAAAACUCAGACCUUACUACAGUUAGACCCGACCUAACAUCCCCGAACGCCUGUAUCCAACACGGGUGCUAACCGGGUAUGGACCCGCGUCGUAGGUACGAACGCGAGAACUCCACGACAGCAACGGUCGGAUACUACCACAAAAUGGGAGAACCGACCACACGGAAGACUCUACACCUAGACCCUCCGUGGAAGUACCUGCAUGGCAGAACCCUAGCUCGCGAUGGGACCGUUCACGCCGCGAGGACUUGGCCAUGAUCAUGGACUCGUACUCGCUAACAGCGCACACCUGCUCUGCGCACCCGGGCCGUACUCAACACGCCCGGGCAAUCAAUCUAGGCCGAGCAUAAUCCACAAAACCGAUAAUAUCACAAGUAUAUAAGUAACUCUCCGGCGUAUCCGAGCGUAAGUCAUCAGUUACCUAAAACAAUCGAAAAAUAUUCUAAGUAUGGAGGAAAUACCUCGUUAUACGAGCACAACAGGAAAGUUAUUAAAACACGAGCAUACAACGAUAACACUGAAGGUGCAGAUAAACAGAUAUAAGCAAGCAAAAUUAUAAAACAUUAAAAUUGCCGACCAACGUGGUCGACGAUGUCCAAAGGUUACAAUCAAAAUGCCUGGCACGCAGGCCCCCAAAGUAAUUCGGGCAUUACCCAACAAAAUAUAAAAUGGCGCGCAGGCCGAAGAAGACAGGCACGCAGGCUUAAGGACACACUAUCUACUCUUCACUCCCAGGAGACUCGGGCACUAACACGCCGUCCACAAUCUUCGAAGAAAGCCCAAUAUUAUCCUCCUUCAGGCCAGGGUUUAGAAGUUUCAGCUGACGAACUGCACGCUCGAAGCCGACUUCGGCCAUGUCAGCAAGGCUUAUUUUCAGGCUAUCUAUCCUCUCCACGAACUCCGCCCUAGACUGCAAAGCAGCCACGUCCGGCGACUCGUCAGCCGAGGGAGCCCACUCAAGCCGAAGGUCGGCGAGCUUUUUCUUCUCCGCCGCAAUCUCCCCGUCCUUCUGCUUGAGAACCGCAUCGAUCUUUCUCUUCAACUCCUUGCGAUCAGUCUCCAGGGUCUUCACCCUGUCCUCGGCAGUCUUCUUCGCCGCCUCCGCCUCCUUCAGGGCCUCGGUCGAGCCCGAGCCACCAUUAGCUAACAUCUGGGCCAUCCCCAAAACCCUCAUCACGGCGGCACUGUCGCACGCCAGCUGUUUUUGAAGGGACGAAGGGUCCAUCUCCCCAAUCCGACGAGCUUCAUCCGGAGAGGUAACCAGGGGGAACUUCUCAAAAUAACCUCCAUCCCUGUAGCAAGGAGGUAAUACAAAGCCACGCUCGGGACCCAGGCUCGACGGCUCAUGGCGUCCCCCCUCGGUAGAACGAGAUCUCUUGGAAGCCCUCUCGUCCUCCUUCAUCCGAGGAGAACCUGCUGAGGCCGAGUUCUCUGCAGCACCGGUUCCCCGGUUCUUCUUCUUCUGAUUCCUCUUUGCAUCUAGAGCCAUCUUCAGGACCGUGUCCUCCUUCUCCGGCAUGGCAUCUGUAGCAACCUGCCCUAAAAAUAAAGAUUUUAGAGUUGCCACCUAUUCUGAAGGGCGAAUAGGAAACCCUACGCAGAUAUGAGAUUCGGGGUAAGUUAUUAUAAUCAGGUUAAGGGAAGGUGUUAGGCACCCUCAACCCUUUCCUAUUGGCUUUGAAUCUAGGGUAACAGGUUUUAUGGCUAGAAUAUUGAGGUUUAAUAGCUAAGAAAGUGAAUAGGGGAAAAAUUGAGAUUUUAGGGAAGGGGACUCGCCUUGGUUAUCCAAGUGCCUACGUAUCUCCUUAUGGAGAAUCAGAGUCAACGUAGUUCGGGCACAAGAUUGUACGCCUUAGAAUUUGAAUUGAAUGUAUUUGAAGUUGUUUUGAGGCUUUUUGAAUGGCCUAUCGUAGUUUGUAAAGUUGUGAUUUGAAAGGCUUUUUGAGUUGCCUGAUUGAAAAGGAUGAAAAUCCGUAGUACCGUGGUUUAGUGUGUUUUAGAUGUUUUGGCGUACAACCCUGGUUUGAUAUGGCACCGUUAGAUGCGGUGACCAAUAUAUUUGGUCAGUAUAGCUAACGGAUUAAGGGGCAUUGCUGGUUACUCAGAUCGAUAGAUUGAUCGUCGCGGGCAGCAAAUUAAAUGUGUUUUGAAUUUUAUGUAUUUUUAUCUCUCGUCUAAAGCGACUAAUAGCUUUAGUCGGGUCGAGGAGAGAAUUAAUAAAGGGUUAAUUACAUUAUUUUAUUUUUUUAUCUCUCGUCUAGUGCGACUAAUAGCUUUAGUCGGGUCGAGGAGAGAAUUAUUCAAGAAUUAAUUAAAUUGAUAUUUUUACCCAAAUAAGCUUCCUAAGGUUUUUUAUGAUUUAUAAUGAUUAAAGUUGAUUAAAAUAAAUUAAAUCGAAAAAAUCGAGAUAAUCAGAAAAAUCCUAAUUAAUUAUAAUCCUACUCCUAAUUUAUUUUUUUAUCACAAUUCAAAAAAAUUACAUUAUAUACAUAACAAAAGCAAUUAAAAUUAAUAAUACAAUUCUACAAAAUAAAUAAAAAUAUUAAAUAAAACCUGGGUAUUAAUUCUGUGUAGUGAUUCCUUGAGGGUUCAUGGUGUGCUACUGCAUUCAGGUGCGUGAGAUCUACCAUGGGAGAGAUCUGAGGGUUGAUGCGUGGGGCUUACCGUGGUCUCGCGUGAGACGCUUGCACUGGAUCAGCGAAAACCAAGAGGUGGUAAAAGAAUUUGGCAGCGCUGGGGAUCGAACUGGGGUCUGCAUGGUUAUCCUCAUAUCUUCUUUGCCAUU